UUUACGCCCCCUUAAAAUUUCGGCCUUAUAACCUCAAAAAUUGUCUGGGUUCUUUUAUUUUUCCGCCAUCGCCGCUCUUCCACCUCCAUUCAAAUUCCUCACCGCAACAAACCCUUAACACCCUUUUCGUAUUUUUCACUAGUAACAAUGAGGAAAGGAACAAAGCGAAAGGCUAACGAAGUAGUAGGAAAAGGCAAGGCGAAAGUGGAGGACGAAGCGCCAGCCGCAGCCACCACCUCAGUAGAAGAAGGGGCUAACAAGAAUGAGCUUGGAGAAACCCAAUUAGCUGCUGAGAAAAACGAAUCUAAGAAAAACGAACCCAAGAAAAAGAAAAACGACAAAGUUGUUGUUAAGCGUCAAGCUAAACGAGCUAGGAUUGUUAAGCCUGAGCCUGAGCCUGAGUACUUCCCUGAUAAGCGUAGUUUGGAAGAUCUGUGGCAAGAGGUUUUUCCUGUUGGCACAGAGUGGGAUCAGAUUGACAUGGUUUAUCAAUACAAAUGGAAUUUCUCAAAUCUUGAAGAUGCAUUUGAAGAAGGUGGAGAAUUGCAUGGACAGAAAGUCUAUCUUUUUGGUUGUACAGAACCACAAUUGCUUUUUUUCCAGGGACAAUCAAAAGUCACGUGUAUACCUGUUGUGGUUGCUGUUGUAUCUCCUUUUCCACCUUCUGAUAAGAUUGGAAUUAACUCUGUACAAAGGGAAGCUGAAGAGAUACUGCCAAUGAAACAGAUGAAAAUGGACUGGGUUCCAUACAUUCCUUUGGAAAAACGGGAAUCUCAAGUUGAAAGACUCAAAUCCCAAAUUUUUAUUCUGAGGUGUACUCAGAGAAGGGCUGGUUUAAAACACUUGAAGUUGGAGCGAAUUAAGAAGUUUGAGUAUUGCUUACCUUAUUUCUAUCACCCAUUUGCAGAAGAUGAAAUUGAACAGAGCACCACUGUGCAGAUUUUGUUCCCAUCAGAACCGCCUGUGUUUUGUGAGUUUGAUUGGGAAUUUGAUGAGCCAGAGGAAAUGGCAGACAAAUUUAUCGAGUCAGAGGAGUUGCCGGCAGAUAAAAAAGAUGAAUUUGUGGAAUAUGUGAAGCAGCAGGUUAAGGAAGGAAAGAGGAGCAACCGAGAGGCGAGAGAAGCCAGGAAAAAGGCUAUACAGGAGAUGAGUGAAGAAGCGAAGGCUGCAUUUCAGAGUAUGAAGUUCUACAAAUAUUAUCCUGUGACCUCACCUGAUGCUCCUGAUGUAUCUCAGGUCAAGUCUCCAUUCAUAAACAGAUACUACGGGAAGGCUCACAAAAUUUUCUGAAUGAUGAUGCAUCAGAGAGCAUAUUCAGAAUGGGAAAAUAAGUAAGUAUGAUCUGAAAGCAUGUACUUGUGGUAGCCUACUUCAGAGCUGAAUGAUAGAAUUAGCAUUUGUUUUGCGGCAACCAUUAGGGUUAUAAAAGUAUUUGAGGAUGUAGAAAGAGGUGAAAUGUAUUUUUUCCUCAAUCCCUGUAGCUAGAGUGUUCAGUCAAAAAUUUUGGCAAUGGAUUCCGUCUUCAUUACCUGUGAAAUCUCGUUUUAUCUUGGAUGCAAAUGUAAUCCUUUUUGUAUCUUUAAUCAUCAUGCACCUACAGACUUUAUGAGCUGCAGUCAGCACUUUGUUAUUAGUUCGACUUGAUCAGAUGAACUAUGAUUACUUUUGCUUCAUAUAA
Molecule: messenger RNA, 1678 nt
Organism: Solanum lycopersicum (tomato)
Lineage: Eukaryota; Viridiplantae; Streptophyta; Magnoliopsida; Solanales; Solanaceae
Product: protein HEAT INTOLERANT 4
Biological process (GO): regulation of cellular response to heat
Source: RefSeq, a predicted model, not a curated record